CUUGAUGAGAGGCAAGCACAUGCGGUCUGGCACCAAUAAUCUAAGGACACACUACCUCCAAUUCCAGAUGGCUUUCUCUCCUCCUACCACUGAGAGGUAAUAAAAGGAAUCUGCACAAUCUCAAGAGAGCUGUUUACAAUUGGAUGUUGUAGUGGACAUCCAAUUAUUUCAAGGAGAUUAAAAAAAGAAAACUGACAACCUAAGAGAUUAAAGCUGUGCUUAUUAACUUUUUUUGGGGGAAAAAAAUAGCUUUGAAGAUGAUGAACGUGGACAUACUAGUUUUAAGCUUCUGCCUUGGUCUGGGAAUGAGAAGCGUUGCAGCUGCUAAGAGGCAAUUUCAGAUCCAAAACGGCCCAUGCAGCUAUACUUUUCUCCUGCCUGAGCAGGAAAACUGCCAAAGGCAAGACAACUACAACCACCCCAUUCAGAAGGAUGGCCCCGCUGACGAGUCCACGCUGAGGCUGGAACAACUGGAGAUCAGCUUGAAGAAUAACACAGAUUGGCUGCUAAAGUUAGAUAACUACAUUCAAGACAGCAUGAAGCAGGACAUUAUCCAGUUUCAACAUAAUGCCGUACAAAACCACACGGCUACGAUGAUUGAAAUUGGGGCAAACCUGCUGAGUCAAACUGCUGAGCAAACAAGGAAACUCUCCAAUGUGGAGGCACAGGUCAUUCAACAUACAACACGGCUCGAGCGUCAACUCCUUGAAAACUCACUGUCAACCAACAAUUUGGAAAAACAACUCAUAGUCCAAACAAAUGAAAUCAACAAACUGAAUGACAAAAACAGUUUUCUGGAGAAGAAAGUGCAAGAGAUGGAGGAGCAGAGACAAGUGGAGCUGAAGGGCCUUCGAGAUGAAAAGGAGCAGCUUAACACUCUGAUACUGAGGCAAACGGCAAUCAUAGGUCAGCUGGAGCAGCAGCUGUUGAAGGUGUCCUCCAACAACUCGGUCUUACAUCACCAGCAGCAGGAGCUGCUGGACACAGUGAACAGCCUCAUAAAUACUCUGUCAGCUGGCUCGCCUGGAGAGCCUAAAACGGUCAUGAUGCAGGACACUCCCUCCACCUACAUGGACUGCACUGCAGUCUACAAGUCCGGGAACACCAACAGUGGCGUCUACACUCUCACAAUACCAAACACUACCAUGGAGGUGCAGGCUUUCUGUGACAUGGACACAGAUGGAGGUGGCUGGACAGUAAUACAAAAACGUUUUGAUGGCCGUGUUGACUUUCACCGUACGUGGCAAGAGUACAAAAAGGGAUUUGGAGAACCUUCAGGCGAAUUCUGGUUGGGAAACGAAUUUGUCUCCAGACUGACAAACCAACAGACCUACAAACUACGGAUCCAGCUCAGUGAUUGGGAAGGAAACUCUGCAUUCUCACAAUAUGAUCAAAUUUUGCUUGACAACGAAGCGCAGAAUUUCAGGAUACACCUUAAAGGCUAUGGUGGAACGGCAGGCAAAGUAAGCAGCAUUGGGCAGCCAGGAAGUGAUUUCAGUACAAAGGAUGCAGACAAUGAUAAAUGUGUUUGCAAAUGUUCCCAAUUGACAACAGGAGGCUGGUGGUUUGAUGCCUGUGGCCCAUCCAAUCUGAAUGGGAUGUAUUACCAACAAGGCCAAAACUCCAACCGCUUCAACGGAAUCAAAUGGUACUACUGGAAAGGCUCAGGCUACUCACUGAAGUCCACUGCAAUGAUGAUCAGACCAGCCGACUUCUCAGGUUCCCUUUGAAAUCUCCCUCAGAUUAACCAGUGGGGAAGACAUUCUGUCUGACAAACACCACCAAAGGUUAAACCGCAUGGGGGAUCCAAAGCACUUCAUGAGCAUAUUUUCAUAUAUCUUUUUGCUAUUUAUGUGUUUAAUAGUUUGAACUGCAGUGUUGGUUUUGAAAAAUUGUGCAAAACAAAGAAACAAACCCACUAAAGGCUUAGAGACUGAACUCUGUUAUAACCAUUUGAUAAUGGGAUAUAAUAAUGGGUAGAAUGUUAAACUAUCUACAUAUUAUUUCUUGAAUAAUUCAAUACCAUUUAAUUUCCCAUUUAACUAUGAAUGACAUGAUAUUUGUGUUAGAAAAGACUAUGGUACAACAUGCAGUUAAAGAACCAGCUCAAAUCUUUUUUUAAUGUUGGUGAAAAUGUUUUAGAGUGCUUAAAAUGUGCCAAAAAAAGUUUCUCUUCAGAACAUUUUUUUAUCCUAGAAUGUAUGUACAUUUCUUGUUUAAUUUAAGUGAAGAUUUUAGGACUGGUAUUUAACUUUAUUAUAUAUGAAGGAGAACUGUUACAGAUAUCAAGUGAGGGUCUGGAACUAAAGAACUUAAUUGCACAUAAACUAAAGAAUUACAGUAAUAUAUUCUCCUGUAGUUACGCAGAAGUGUGGCUGUUAUCACCGUCACCUCACCGCAAGUGGAUUCCUGGUUCGAAUCCCAGCUGGGGCUUUUCUGUGACGAGUUUGCAUGUUAUCCCCGUUUAUCUCUGCCCAUCAUUUAAAAACAUGCAUGUUAGGUAAAUCUGUGCCUUUAAAUUGCCAGUACGAGUGAGUGUGAGUGUGUUUGGUUGUGUGUCUUGUUUUUUUCUGGGUGUCCCUAUGAUGGACUGGAGACCUGUCUAGGGUGUAUUCUGCCAACUGCCUAAUGGCAGCUGGGAUUAAAAACAGCCCCAGAUUAUAUUGAGGCAAAUCAGUUGAUGCAAUUACUAUAGAUGAAAUGUAAUUGUUCAUUUUUAGGGUAGUCCAAAUGAAAUGACUGAA
Messenger RNA from Menidia menidia (Atlantic silverside), 2744 nucleotides. NCBI's taxonomy places the organism in Eukaryota, Metazoa, Chordata, Actinopteri, Atheriniformes, Atherinopsidae. The record is from the annotation of a GenBank genome assembly.